This is a messenger RNA of Laccaria bicolor S238N-H82, 597 nucleotides long. RefSeq lists its product as uncharacterized. Lineage: Eukaryota; Fungi; Basidiomycota; Agaricomycetes; Agaricales; Hydnangiaceae. The transcript has a single exon. The coding region runs from base 1 to 597 and encodes 198 amino acids. The record is from RefSeq and is a predicted model, not a curated record.
AUGAAUCUCGAAAUCAGGCUACCAUCCAACGCUGAUUUCUGGACGGUGACUCGCAAAAUUGCAGGAGUACUUCAUGACGAUGACUUCCAGCCUAAUGCAAGCGACGACCGGAUGAACUUUCAACUCAAAUUCAAGGAAAGCACGGUCAGCGAAACAAGAAAUUCUGGCGGGAUCUUGACGAUACAUAAUGCGACGAUUGCUACAAAAUUUCUUCGUUGGGUCAAAGACCACCCCAUAAAAAUCGAACGAGAUAAACUCCGAUUUUAUGCGAGCAGUACUAAACCAGGAUCGACCUUGAUCGAGACCUUGAGAAAGACGUUCUACACCGAUCCUGAUCUCGAGGAAAAGCAUGAGGAGAUACUCCGAGGGCUUGAAGACCGCUUUCGCGUUGAAGCUGUCCAGAUCGGGGUGUUUCAUCGAACUAGUUAUCCAGAAAGAGGCGCCCUUUACCCUCGAGAUUUCUCUAUUGAAUGGGAGAAGAUCUGCACUGGAUCGGGACCAUCAGGGUGGCUGACCUUUGAAUACGACCAUAAGCAUUUUCAGAUAACAGUUGAGUUGUUCUCUUCAAAUUAUGCUACGACAUUGACGAAGAAUUGA